Molecule: messenger RNA, 1088 nt
Organism: Glycine soja
Lineage: Eukaryota; Viridiplantae; Streptophyta; Magnoliopsida; Fabales; Fabaceae
Product: transcription factor TT2-like
Exons: 3
Coding region: 75-998 (307 amino acids)
Source: RefSeq, a predicted model, not a curated record
AGUGAGGUGGAAUCCAACAACAACCUUAGCAGUUAAUUAGCACAACACAAAAGGAGAGAGAGAGAGAGAGAGAGAUGGGGAGAAGCCCUUGUUGUUCAAAGGAGGGUUUGAAUAGAGGUGCUUGGACAGCUCAUGAAGACAAAAUCCUGAGAGAAUAUAUUAGAGUCCAUGGUGAAGGAAGAUGGAGAAACCUUCCCAAAAGAGCAGGUUUGAAAAGAUGCGGGAAAAGUUGUAGACUUCGAUGGUUGAAUUAUCUCAGACCAGAUAUUAAGAGAGGCAAUAUAUCCCCAGAUGAAGAAGAGCUCAUCAUCAGGCUCCACAAGCUCCUCGGAAACAGAUGGUCUUUAAUAGCUGGGAGGCUUCCAGGACGAACAGACAACGAAAUAAAGAAUUAUUGGAACACCAAUUUAGGGAAAAAGGUGAAAGAUGGUCACCAAACAACCACUGGAAACAACACACAGAAUCCAAUGCCCAACCCAUCACCCUCCCUAUCUCCUCCUAAACUAGAUUCCCAUGUUGUCCGUACAAAGGCUACCAAGUGCUCCAAGUUGUUAUUCCUAAACCCACCCCCUCACCCAUCAAUGCAGAACAAGUUCAAGACUGAGGCAGAAGAAGAAGAAGAAGAAGCAAGGCUUGUGAAUGGUGUAAUUAGAAACCAAAUGGAACACACUACAUACGACAACGGGUUCCUGUCGUUUCCGGAUGAAGAAAAAGAACUCUCAACAGAUUUGCUCAUAGAUUUCAACGUGGGGGAUUUCUGCUUGUCUGAUCUUCUCAACUCAGAUUUCUCAAACUCGUACAAUUUCAGCUGCAAUAUUAAUAAUGUUAACAACCACGAGCAGUUAUCGCCUUGUUCGGACCAACCUGAUCCUAUGUUCUCUGAUGAAGUUCUCAAGGACUGGACACACAACAAUUUUGCAGACGAAGCGAAUGCUUCCAACAAUCUUCGUUCUUUCAUUUCGUUCCUUGAGUCCACUGAGGAAAGAUUAGGAGAAUGAUAAUGGCAACAAAUAUUGUACUUUUGUACGUACUAAUAUGCGUUCACCAAUAAAAUUCACCAAUUCGAUCGAUCUUCUUAAUUUUUUGUA